AUGAGUGGCUUGUCACUCCAUUUUUGCUCCCUUGUUCAGCAUGGCGCUUCACCGCCUUCUUCUAGUGGCCAUGGUGGGUUUAGUCGGGGGUGCCGACAGAUUGGAAGGGUGCUCGUUGUCGCCGACGUGUAUGUUGCCUUGGUGGUGGAUGAGCUUGAGGUCCGUGCCGUUUUGGGCCUCCCUUGGUACCUAUCCGCCCCUGGUGCUGGGAGGAAGGUCCGACGGUGUCUUGGUGGUGCUGCAACCUAUGAGGUGACCACGAUCGCCAGUUUGGCGAUGAGGGGUCCAAGGUGUCGGUCUCGCGAUGAGGUCUUGGAGAGGCUCCUUUGGCAAGGGUUCCGACUCGUCUGGACAGGUGUUAGGCGAUUCUGUGGAUCUGCCCUCCCUCUAGAUUCGGCUCUUGAGCUGUCUGAUUCGACUUUUGGGAUGUUUUCUAGAUGUUCUCCAUUAAUAAACCCUAGUGAAAGUGAUAAAGAGAUGGCUCAAACAACUCCAAACCACACGCAGACUGUUUCGGGCUGGGCUGCUCAUGACCCAUCGGGCCUCGUCACUCCUUACACCUUCAAACGCAGGGAAAAUGGUAUCAACGAUGUGACCAUCAAAAUCCUCUAUUGCGGCAUUUGUCACACCGAUGUCCAUCACGUCAAGAACGACUGGGGCAUAACAAUCUACCCUGUUGUUCCCGGGCAUGAAAUUGUUGGGAUCAUCACGAAAGUGGGCAGCAAUGUGACCAAUUUUAAGGUGGGCGAUCGAGCUGGAGUCGGGUGCUUGGCCGCAACUUGCUUGAGCUGCGAGUACUGUAAAGAAGGCCAAGAAAAUUACUGUGAUCAAGUCCAAUUUGUGUACAAUGGCAUUUUCUGGGAUGGCAGCAUCACUUAUGGAGGCUACUCUGAGUUUCUUGUGGCUGAUCACAGGUACGUUGUUCAUGUCCCGGAGAGUUUACCGAUGGAUGCUGCAGCUCCCCUUCUAUGUGCUGGAAUCACUGUAUAUACUCCCUUUAAAGACAAUGGGCUGAUAGAGUCAACCGGGAAGAAAAUAGGGAUAGUCGGGCUCGGAGGUCUGGGCCAUGUUGCCGUCAAGUUUGCAAAGGCUUUUGGUCACCAUGUCACCAUAAUUAGCACCUCCCCGUCAAAGGAGAAGGAGGCCAAACAGCAUUUGGGUGCAGAUGAUUUCAUUUUGAGCACCAAUCCAGAACAAAUGCAGUCAAAACGGAGAACUCUAGACUUUAUUUUGGACACGGUGUCAGCCAAACACUCCCUUGGACCGACACUGGAGUUGUUGAAAGUGAACGGGACUCUGGUGAUUGUGGGUGCACCAGAUAAGCCCAUGGACCUGCCAUCUUUCCCCUUGAUUUUUGGGAAAAGAGUUGUGAAAGGGAGCAUGAUCGGAAGCAUUAAGGAGACGCAAGACAUGAUGGACUUAUGCGGGAAGCACAACAUAACAUGUGACAUCGAACUUGUUACGACAGAUUACAUUAAUGAAGCCCUCGAGCGAUUGGUCAAAAACGAUGUUAAAUACCGGUUCGUGAUUGACAUUUCUGGCUGUCACGGUGAGGAUGUGAAAAGCCAAAAGGGAAAUCCAAAUGUGAGCGAAGAAUACAACGAAGCUUUCAGGACAAAAUCGUACAUGGAACUAUGCAAUAAAGUCGAAGACCAACUCGAAACAAGAAUGUGUACCGAUGAAGAAGAACAAUCUCCCUCAUCCUCCCCGUCUCUCAAACAGCCGCACAAUGAACAUCUCUCCGAGUAUUUAUUGGAUCCUCCUCAAGAAACUCUAACUUCCAUACUCAAAGGCACUCAAAACCACCAAUUCGUCAUCAACUACUUGGACAAGAGCCAGGAAGCCAGCAGAGUAUGCGAACUUGUCCUCCAAAACGUGCUUCAAGCAAGCGCCAACCACCACCCCAUAAACAACAUAACAAACCUAAUCAAGCAAACUCCCGACCCCAAGCGGUGGACCCACCACCACUAUGACACGCUGUACAAGAACCUAGCCUCAUUCGCCCGCCAAAACAAUCCGUUCCAAUCAACCCCGGACAAAUUCCUCGAGCUGCACGACAGCUACAUUCGCCUGCUCCACCAACUGACAUCCAAAUACAAAAAGAAGAAAAGGAGAACGACACUAAUAAAGCACGCCAAGCGAGGUCUGUCUGCUUUCAUGCUGGUGGGGUCCACUGCGCUAGCUGUGUCCCUAUUGGUCCUCGCAACAAACAGCGUGGUGUGCGUGGUAGCGGGCCCGGGGCUCAUCGCGUGCUGUCUGGGCUUCCUGGCGGUGAAAAGGCUCAGGCGGCAAAGAAAACAGAAGUUGAGGAAAGCAAAAGCGCGCAAAAGUGGGGUUGUAGCCCAGCUGGACGUGGCGGCCAGAGGGGUGUACACACUCAUAAACGAUCUCGACACGUUGUGCCGGCUCGUUGGGGGGUUGCACGAUGAGGUGGAGCGCAGGAAGCUUGUGGUGGGGACGUGUGUGGAGAGGGGGAGGGACGAGAUGGUGAAGGAGGUGGUGAGGGAGCUGCAGGCUGACGAGCCUUGGUUCCUGGAAGAGGUCGAGGAACUCAAGAGGCACGUGUGUUUGUGCUUCCUAAACAUAAACCGGGCGAGGAGGCUACUUUUACAAGAGAUUGUUUAA
Molecule: messenger RNA, 2625 nt
Organism: Striga hermonthica
Lineage: Eukaryota; Viridiplantae; Streptophyta; Magnoliopsida; Lamiales; Orobanchaceae
Source: the annotation of a GenBank genome assembly